This is a messenger RNA of Prunus mume (Japanese apricot), 1277 nucleotides long. Lineage: Eukaryota; Viridiplantae; Streptophyta; Magnoliopsida; Rosales; Rosaceae. The record is from RefSeq and is a predicted model, not a curated record.
UUGAGCGUCUAUUUAAUAAUAUUUUUUUAGCGUCUAUUUAAUUUGUUGAGAAGUUAUUUUGGGUUGAGUUUUUCAAGUGGCUUUGAAAAAAAAUUAUUAUUCAUCCAACGCAGGGGAGGGAGGGGCGCGCGUGGUAAUUGAUGGUAUCAAGCAAGCUUCUAUAAAUGCCUCGGAGUUGGAUUGGAGCAUAUGAUACGAAUCGGAGAGAGAAAAGAGAAGAGAGAGAGAGAAAUGAAGAGGAAUACGAAGAAAGAAACAGAGAGGGAUGAAGUUGAAGAGUUGCUGCAAGCAGCACAGGACGAUAUGCUCCUGAAGCUAUCUCUCAACUCUCACUUGUCCCGCGGCGUUUCUCUCGACGACGCCGAUAUCGGCCGUCGCUUCGAGGCCCUCAAAAUGAAAACUGUUAUUACUGGAGCAGCACCAGGACCAGGACCAGGACCUGCUGCUGCUGCCUCUUCUGUCUCCAAAUCCAAUUCCAAUUCCAUUCAAGUGGAUGAGGAACUAAAGGAAGUCCUCGGUGACGAUCUCUCCACCAGAUUCGCCGCCCUCAAGGCUUCAAUUCCUAUGCCCUCCUCCGAUGCUGCCGUCCGGUCGUCGGCAUCAUCCUACAACGACAUCGUCAACGACAACGACGAUGAAGAUGAAGUUGAAAAGUUGAUACGCUGGGCUAAGGACGCCGCUCGCCUCGACCCUUCUCCACCCUCCGACGAUGACGACGACCAAGACAAAUCGGAAUCUGAUGAUGACGACCACCACCACCACGAGCCAAAGGGGAAUGUACCCGAUCGUAAAUAGGAAAAUACUUUGUGUGUGUUUCUUUUUUCUUUUUUUAUUAUAUUUAAUUUGAUAAAUUAGAUUUAUGAAUAAAUUAUGACACAUUGAAUCGUGUUUGUAAAUUGUAAUUGGAUUUUUUGGCCCCGGUUAACCCGACUAACAUAACGUACAAAAUCUAACCAAAACAACGACAGUGCUCCAACAUGCCAAGACAUAAAAAUUGAGCUCAACUUCUGAUAAAUAACAAUCAUGAUACCCUUUUGUUCACUAAUCUAUUACAUGUAAUGACAAUUGUAAAGCAGCCUACGAAAUAAAUCAUUCUCCAAAAUGGGCCUCAUUCUGAAUAACUAAGCCAUGGAUGAGGAGUGUAGUUUCAUAUUUUUGGAAAGGCACCAAACCCCGUUGAGGUCGUAGUGGAAGAAGUCUGAGGUCCAAUCAAUCUCUUUCAUACUCGAAUCCUAUAUUAACAAACAAAAAACCCAGAACAAAGAUUUUGAAUCCUA